AUGAGGUCCAUUGUCAGUCUCGCCAUCGCUGCAUCCCUUGCCGCGGGUGUUGUCGCUCAACCCCACAACCACCGCCAUCGCCAUGUCAAAAGGGACGGCGCUUCGCCCGUUGACAAGCGAGACCCCGAUGUCGUUGUCGUGUACGAGGCCGGUCCGACAGUGACCGCCUAUGAGCUGGGAGGAAAGCCCGUCACCGAAGAGGAAGCCAAGAAGGGCAUUGAAGAUGGCCUAUUCGUUGUCAUCGGCGAGACCACGCCCACUUCGAGCCCUCUGCCGCCUGCUUCGACGUCCAAGGCCCCCAAGCCUUCCACCUCCAAGGACGCCCAAUUCUUCGAGAUCAAGGCCAACAAGCCCACCACCUCGUCGACCCCGACUCCCACCCCUACACCGACACCUACGCCGACUCCAACCCCGACGCCCUCUUCGUCGUCCCAGGCCCCUCCUGCCUCAUCCAAGUCCUCGAGCGGAGGCUCCAGCAGCUCUGGCGGCAAGGGUGUCGACUCGGAGUUCCCCAGCGGCAAGAUUCCUUGCUCCAGUUUCCCCUCGGACUAUGGCGCGGUUCCUGUUGACUACCUCGGCACCAGCGGCUGGACUGGCAUCCAGAGAACUCCCAACUACAGCCUUGGUGACGCGGUCAUCUCAUUUAUUGAGACCGCCAUCUCGGGCGACGGUGGAUGCACCAAAAACUCUUUCUGUUCGUACGCCUGCCCCGUUGGCUACCAGAAGACCCAGUGGCCCUCGGCCCAGGGCUCGACCAAGCAGUCGAUUGGUGGGCUGUACUGCAACAGCGACGGCUACCUGGAGCUCACCCGUGAGAAGAAGAAGACUCUUUGCGAGCAGGGCGCCGGUGGUGUCACUGUUCAGAACGACCUUGACCAGCAGGCCUGCGUUUGCCGUACCGACUACCCCGGUAACGAGGCCAUGGUCAUUGCUACUGUUCCUCAACCCGGCCAGUCAUUAACCUUGACCAACCCUCUCUCCUCUGACUACUACGUUUGGAACGACAGCCCGACCACCGCCCAGUACUACGUCAACAAGGCUGGCUACAGCGUCGAGGACUCGUGUGUGUGGAAGAGCUCCAAGGACCCUCUUGGCGCUGGUAACUGGGCCCCCGUCAACGUCGGUGUUGGCAAGAGCUCCGACGGCAACACUUACAUCUCCAUCUUCCCCAACACGCCAACUUCGACCGCCAAGCUCGACUUCAACAUUGAGAUCAUUGGGGACGUUAACAGCAAGUGCGCGCUUGUUGAUGGUUCCUACACUGGAGGUGGUUCUGGCUGUACUACCGCCAUAUCCGGCAGCGGAAAGGCUGUCAUCCGAUUCUUCAAGUAG
Molecule: messenger RNA, 1332 nt
Organism: Colletotrichum higginsianum IMI 349063
Lineage: Eukaryota; Fungi; Ascomycota; Sordariomycetes; Glomerellales; Glomerellaceae
Product: Beta-glucosidase
Exons: 2
Coding region: 1-1332 (443 amino acids)
Biological process (GO): fungal-type cell wall organization
Cellular component (GO): cell surface; fungal-type cell wall
Source: RefSeq, a predicted model, not a curated record